GUGACGCGAACCCAGAGGAAAGUUCGACGACGAUCGAAAUUUCUGGCGGCUGUUGUGUUGUUAGCUUGGCCUGAAACGAAAACCCAAACCAUCAUAUCCCCCUUUUUUCCACACACAAAACAACCACACCACCACAGAAACCAAACGACACAAAGAGAAACAGAGGAAGAAGAAGAAGAAGAAGAAUGGUGCUGUGGGAGAUCACAUUGGGAACAGCCUAUUUCUUGGGUCUGAGACGGACCUACAGACUCGCCUUGAGGAUUCAACGCCGCGUCAUAAGCCCCAAGCAUCCCAAGAUCCGUCAAUUUGCUCACAGGCGAACUCGUGCCGUGUUUGACGCUGCCGUGAGUGUCCACAAGAACAUACAGCAAAGAGACAUAGACUUGGGGCGGAACCUUGGGAACUGGAUCCUACGUUGGCUUGAUCGAAUGAAACCAUCAGCCAAUAUUCGAGCUCCGCCUGAAUUCAAACUCCCUAAGAAUUGUGCUAGCUCGAGCAUGAGCAUGACAAAGCAGGUAAACUCAUCCUCCCUGAAAAAUCCAGGCAGCAUCCAGGUUAGAAAUCAGGAAUCUGAUAGGCAUAUGUUUUCAUCAAUGACAAAUGGGUUGACUAAAACACUCCCUUCAAUUUCCAUGAUGAUGAGAGCAAGAAAGACCUCCGGCACUAUGACUCAGUAUAGGAACUUAUUCACAAAUAGACCUGAAGCAUUAAGGUCUGACUACACCCGAGGUAGCUUUGGGGGAGUUAUACGUAAGGAUAUUAUGCAGUGGGUGCAGCAAAAUUGAUAGCAACAGAUUGUAGUCAAUUUGUGUUCUAGAGCCAGAUUGUCAUGCGAUUGUGAAUUACAGGAGCAGAUAGGUCUUGAGGAUGUGUUUUGGAUGUAAUACAGUUCCUCUGACGCUGACUACUGUUUUUCAAAAUUUACUUUGAUAGAUUUUUCUUCUUCAGUCAAAAACUAUAAACUACUUUUGUUGCCUUUGUUUCUUUUGGGAAGUUGUUGCCUGUGACUCCAGAUGAUUCUGUAAUAAAAUAAAUGGGAAGAUCUGAGUCUGGUUGUUACUCUGUGGUUUCUUGUCACUUGCCACAAAUGUUAAUUCAUUUCACCCUGGAGCCGGUGCACGAAUAUCACAUGUUCUUCUGUGUUGAAGUACCUGAAAGUCGAAGUUGGAUGGAGUAGACCCUAGUGUUUUACCAUAUGCAGCUAUGGCUGUCCAUGUAUGUGAGGUUGGUGCGCUUUGCGGCUAGUGAAGCGAUUGAAUGUUGUAGUGUAAUUCUCUGCAGCUUUCUAAUAUCUAUGCUUGGCCGUGUAUUGCAUUUGCUUGUUUAGUUUCCUAGUUAUUGCUGUUCAGUCGACCAUUGGAAGACAAUAUCAGGCAAUUACAUGAUUAACUUUAGGUUAAAUUCAUAUCUAAACCUCAUGUUGCAGUUGUAGUUGUUUUACGAAGAUGUUCAUCUUCAUGAGCUUGUAUAUUAAAUAUAUACAAAAAAUUUAUUUACA
Argentina anserina (silverweed cinquefoil) is the source of this 1498-nucleotide messenger RNA. RefSeq lists its product as uncharacterized. The record is from RefSeq and is a predicted model, not a curated record. The transcript has 2 exons. The coding region runs from base 186 to 785 and encodes 199 amino acids. NCBI's taxonomy places the organism in Eukaryota, Viridiplantae, Streptophyta, Magnoliopsida, Rosales, Rosaceae.